Messenger RNA from Penicillium diatomitis, 1566 nucleotides. Its product is annotated as cytochrome P450. Lineage: Eukaryota; Fungi; Ascomycota; Eurotiomycetes; Eurotiales; Aspergillaceae. Bases 1 to 1566 code for a protein of 521 amino acids. Gene Ontology annotation, molecular function: monooxygenase activity; iron ion binding; heme binding. The transcript has 6 exons. The record is from RefSeq and is a predicted model, not a curated record.
AUGGCACUGAUUUGGGAGCUCUUGCAAGAGUACCACUUGCUCUAUGCCCCCGUUGUCGGGGUCGUAGUGCUGCUAGCCCUCAGCGCCGUGUGGAGCGAUCUCUGUGAUGAGAUUCCUUACCGUCGUAUACCACUAGUUGGCAAAACAUGGUGGGAUUUGUCGAACAAGAAAGCAAGAGAGCGGUUCUCUCACUCGGCGAGAGCUAUGUUUUCAGAGGGGUUUGCCAAAGGAUUUGAAGUGUUCCAGAUAUUUGGCGCCACGAGUCCUCUGAUCAUCCUCCAUCCAAAGUAUAUCGAUGAGAUUAAAAACAACCCUCUUUUGGAUUUUGUCAAAGCCUCGGAAAAGAAUUUCUUCAGCGAUCGAAUCCCUGGUUUUGAAGGAAUUCAUCAGAAACGCCAGAGCAUAAUACUGGUGGAAACAGUGCGGGUCAAGAUCACUCAAGCACUUGGUGCAUUAUCUAUCCCGCUCUCUGUCGAAACGGCUCAAAGCCUUCAGGACAUCUUGGGCUCAUCAAAUGAGUGGGUAACCUGCAAGAUGUCCGACAAGCUCCCGUAUAUCGUUGCUCGUGUCUCUUCCUUGUUUUUUGUCGGCGAGACGGUCUGCCGGGACCCUGCUUGGCUCGAGGUGGCGGUCAACUAUACUGUUGACGCGUUUGUGGCUGCACGAACCCUCCGAAUGUGGCCCUCCCUACUGCGACCCCUUGUACACUGGUUCAUACCCAAAUGUCGAAAUCUUCGGCGAUAUUCUGCUGCUGCUCAUGCUAUCAUUGCCCGCGAAGUCAAGAAUCGCGCCGAGGCAGACGCAAACCCGGUUGAUGGCAAGACUAGCCCGCGCACUUCUGAUGCUCUGGAUUGGGCGGAUGAGAUGUCAGCGGUGUAUGGCAUGGAUAUCGACCGGCCACGCAUGCAAAUCGGAUUGUCCUUGGCAGCGAUUCAUACAACGUCGUACACGGUGACCAAUGUCAUGUAUGAUCUGGCUGCCUAUCCAGAAUAUUUUGGUCCACUGCGAGAGGAGAUCAAGGAAGUGCUUGCAGAGGAUGGGAUUCUACAGAAGAAGAGCCUUUCCAAGCUCAAGCUACUGGACAGUGUUAUCAAGGAGUCACAGCGACUCAACCCUGUCGGUAUCAUAUCUAUGAACCGAUACGCCUGUGGCCCGAUCGAACUCUCAAAUGGCACCAAGAUCCCCAAAGGCGCAACGAUUGCCGUCUCCGGCCAUACCAAUCGAGACGACUCCAUUUAUCCUAACGCCUCCACGUACGACGGAUAUCGCUUCUACAGGAUGCGCCAGCAACCGGGUCACGAGCACCGACACCAGCUGGUGACCACCACAAAUCAAUGCUUUGACUUUGGACAUGGCAUUCACGCUUGUCCUGGGCGAUUCUUUGCAGCCAACGAAAUCAAGAUUCUGAUGAUACAUCUGCUGUUGAAGUAUGAAUGGAAAUUCAAGGACCGAGACGGUCGUCCCGCGAACUUUGAUGUUGGAACUGAGAUUGUCGCGGAUCCCACGAUCGAACUCUUGAUCAGAGCUCGCCAGCCCGCUAUUGACCUUGCGGCUCUUGGAGAGUGA